Messenger RNA from Pelodiscus sinensis (Chinese soft-shelled turtle), 1994 nucleotides. NCBI's taxonomy places the organism in Eukaryota, Metazoa, Chordata, Testudines, Trionychidae. The record is from RefSeq and is a predicted model, not a curated record.
CCCGCCGUACUGCCCUGGAUGCGGCUUGUCCAACCGGCGGCCGGCGGCAAGGAACAGAACUUGGAGGCCUACUUGAAACACAGCCAGCUGUACUAUCGACCAACGAGGAAGAUCGGCAAGACCGAGGAGCUCCUGGUUUGGUACGACGAGGAGCUUUCCAGCCUCCUGGGUUUCAGUGCACUCAAGGCCAGGACGCUCCCAGCCGAUCUCCGGUGCCCGGCCUGCGGGCAGGCCUUUAAAGGGCAGCACUGCUAUCUGGCCCACGUCCGUUUCCUCUGCGCCCUGGAGAAACACGCCCCGCCGGGGAGCAAUCUCCCGGAGCAGAAGCGCCGAGCCCCCACCCUCCCCCGAUGCCCAAGGGACUUCUCCUUCGUGUGGCCCGCCCGAGCCCGGGGGGAGCAGAAAAGCGCGUUCAGCAAGCCCACGAAGGGUCUGGCAGGCCGGGCUCUCGGGACUUCCUCUCAUCCCACGACCGAGUUCAUCCCCGCGGCGGCCAUCACGUGCUACGGCAGCCUGGUGGAUUCCAAGUUCUUGGUCAGGGGGUUGUGUAAUUCUCAGGCCCUGCAGGCGAGCCUCAGCCGGGGCGACGCCGUCCCGUGUCCCUCAGACCCCUGGCCGAAACAACCCGGGGGGCAGUUGCAAACCCCCGCCCCUUCCUCCUCCUCCUCCUCGCUGCCACUGCUGCCGCCCACCUUCACCUCGUUCGGCGUGGCCGCCCAGAACUGGUGCGCCAAAUGCAACCUCUCCUUCCGCAUGACGUCCGACCUGGUCUUCCACAUGCGGUCCCACCACAAGAAGGACUACGCCUCCCCGGAGUCGCAGUGCAAGCGGAGACGGGAGGAGAAGCUGACCUGUCCCAUCUGCCACGAGUACUUUCGGGAACGGCACCAUUUAUCCCGACACAUGACCUCUCAUAAUUAGAGCCGGGGACACGGAUCUGACGGCGGGACCAACUGGCAGGAGGAGUGGGGGAGGGGAAACGUUAGUUUAUAUCAUUAUUUUCUGUGUUUAAAUUGAUUUCUUAUAGGAAACAGCAGUUUACAAUAAUUUAUAACUGACACUUCACGGAAAAUAUAUGUUUACAUGAGACCAAGCGGACAGUCAGUUUUGCAAAUGCAGACAAGCCCUUGUUGGUAUAUUUUUGAGGAAAUAAAAUGGGGACAUGAAUUGAAAUGUUUUAUUUCAGUUUGGGAUCAAAGCCAACAGUCUGUUGUAGCCGCAUGCAAGAGGUGCUGUUAUUUGCAUAUGUCACAAUCAGAGCUGAGCAAAUCAUUGAUUUUUUUUUUUAUAAUCAAUUCGUUUUGCACCAAAACUUUGUUGUUGUUGUUUUUCUCUCCAGAACAAGAUAAUGAAACUGCUAUCGUUGGGUGGAACAAAAUGCUCUAACAUUGGUUUGAAAUGAUGUUUUGACUUUGUUGGGAAAAGAAAUUGUAUUCGGCGGAAACUAUGUAUUCAAUUCAACCCAAAUUCGCCAAGCGUUUGGAUUGUGUUGGAACUCCAUUUUGGGGUGAAUUUAGUAUUUAACAAAAAACUUUCACCCAGUUCUAGGAGCAGGGACUGUUUGGGUGCCAGCAGGUUUGAACCUGGGUUUUUCAGUGUUAAACAGCUUCAGACUUUAAUGCUUCAACUUAAGGACUUAGCUCCACUUGCUGGCAGAUGUUGUAGACUCUUAUCCUCUUAUGUGGACCAGAUUCUAAAGUGUGCCUUUCUAGCUUGUGCAUACGCUAAAGAGAAGAGACAUACGUGAAAUGAAACCUCGCUGCUCCAUGCCUGUGGGGCGGGGUUGUGAGCCAAACUCUGAUCUAAGUUGUGUAAACAACCCUCUUGUGUAAGGAACCAAACCACACUCGCACGAGGGUGUGACUGAACGUGAGCAGAUCUGGGUUCUGUUCCUACUCUGAAAUGUCUUUCUUUAAUCCAAGAUCCAGAUCUCUAUGUUGUAGUCUGGGCUCCCUGUUACCGAACAGACCCAGGCCCAAAUUCUGCCAUCGGUG